This is a messenger RNA of Pogona vitticeps (central bearded dragon), 2783 nucleotides long. It is a transcript of the gene RNF32, whose product is annotated as ring finger protein 32. The record is from RefSeq and is a predicted model, not a curated record. Gene Ontology annotation, molecular function: protein binding. NCBI's taxonomy places the organism in Eukaryota, Metazoa, Chordata, Lepidosauria, Squamata, Agamidae.
GGAAAUGACGCCUCGCGCAUGCGCCGCUCUCAACAGACCCCCUCCUUUUUCGGUUGAGGAGCUCGGUUGCUUAGCAACGCUCUGCGUGCCGCUUGUCCGACGAGCGGGCCUGUCGAGGAGUUUCGAAGGCGGCUUGAGGGGGCGAAGGCGACCCGAGCCUUCCCUCGAGGGGGCCGUUAGCCUCCGAGGCACCGGUGGGCCCUUGGCCUGGGCGCGGGAGAAGGGGUCGGAGGCGGGAGAGGCUGAGGAAAGCGGACAGGGGCUAAACAUACCCAGCUCAUUCAGCCUUUCCUCAGAGGACAGUCUCCAGGCCUCUUGCAAUAUAUGUAUAAUACUUCCUUCUGGACAUACAGUAUUCCAGUUUAUCAAGUAUAUACUAGUUCAAAUCAGUGGACCAUCACUCUGUGUUGAAGAUAAGGAAAUCGCCACUGCCUCCAGUUCCCUCAUGCAAAGGAAAAAUUACAAGGGGAGUUCCUGGAAACGAGAGUCUGUAGCACUUACAGCCGUGGCAUUACAAGAUCAUAUUUUACAUAAUCUUCAGCUCCAGAAUCUUUCAUUAGCUGAUCCUCUUAAAUCAAAAGCACAAAAUAAAAAGAAUAUAUAUAGACCUGUGAAUAAAGAGACAGUCAGACCAAUAAUAGAUACAGGACUAAGGAAAACAAACAGUCAUCAACCAAAAAAUGAAGACCCAGAAAAAGAAUAUGUGCUUGAUCCUUCUCCUCAACCGCUCACUUUAGCUCAGAAACUUGGGUUGGUGGAACCUCCUGCCAUGCCAUUAACAAUGGAGGAAUGGGAGCAUGUGAAGCAGCGAUCCAUAAAGCAGGGAGAUUCUAUUCAACCUUGUGCUAUAUGCAGAGAAGAAUUUGCACUUCAGCCGCAGGUGUUGCUUUCGUGUUCUCAUGUAUUUCACAGAGCAUGUUUGAAAGCUUUUGAAAGAUUUGCAGGUAAAAAGACCUGCCCUAUGUGUAGGAAGAUCCAAUACCAGACACGAGUAAUACAUGAUGGAGCGCGGCUAUUUAAGAUGAAGUGUGCUACGAGAAUUCAAGCUUUCUGGAGGGGAUACAUUGUUAGAACAUGGUAUAAAAAUCUGAGGAGAACAGUUCCGCCCAAGGAUGCCGUGUUAAGAAAAAAAUUCUUUGAAGAAAAGUUUACAGAGAUUUGCCAACGAUUGUUGAAUUCAUAUGAUAACCACAUAGAUGAACUCUUCUCCGAGAUUGAUUCUACGGUAGCUGCAAGUCAAGAUGUGUUUCAGCAACUGGACAAAAAGUUAGGCUCAUUUAUAAGUGAUGUUGAGUGGGAAAAGAUACAAAUGCAGGCAUUUCGGCAAGACAUCAUUGACUGCCCAAUUUGCAUCAUGCCACUCAUCCACCCCACCCAUCUUGACCAUGGACUGGACAAAGAGAGCUACCCAUCACAUUCCCAUCAGACUGUUCUACUCUCCUGUUCUCAUAUGUUUCAUUGUGCUUGUCUUCAAGCAUUUGAGGAGUUUUCCUUGGGUGAAAGACCUGUAUGUCCGCUAUGCCGCUCGUGUUAUCAGAAGAAAAUCCUCAACUAAUAUUUUAAUGUACAUGAGAAAGGAUAUAGAUAACUCUAUUAUAGAUAAGAUGUCACUUGUGCGUGGGCAGCGGCUCUUAACAGUAUUCCCUCAAAGAUGUCCCUGGACAUACAAGAAGCCAAGGGGUGCAGGGGAUAGCUAAACCACAUCUCAGAAACAAAACACAGCCACUGAUUUUUUUUUCUCUUUUAUUCAAGGCCAGGACUAACAGCACAACAUGUCAGUAGUGUGCUACCAAGAAAAUCAAAUCUCCAGGAUCCUUCCCUGCCCUGCCCGCAUGAAGUUUUCAACAAUAUGGAAUUUUGAUUUGAACCUUCCAGUUCCUAAGCAAUCUGAUCAUUUCAUUCUCUUAAGCCUCCAGUAACCCAGAUAGUACUGCGUAUCUUAACAGUUUAGGACAUGACAAUACUCAAUCUAUUGUGGACUUAGCUGAAUUUUGCCAUUCCUUGUCGUCAUAUCUCCUGAUUACCAUAUGUGCUGAAUACUGACAGUGAGAAGAAAUUCCAGGAGGCAAGGCCAUCCUCUCCAAUAAUGAGACAUUAAUAAAGUUAAUGUAGAAGAUAAUGCUUUUCCCUCAUGUAUCAAAUAAACGCAACUGAACAGUUGUUGCUAUUUCUCACUCUAGCUGAGAUGAAAAACAGUUAUUUGCUGUGAUGGGUCAAUAAGCUGAAGUUGGUGGACAACCUCCAUAAAAACAGGAUUUAUAUCUGCAUGGUUUGUGCAUCUAAACAAUUAUUACAGGAAACAGUAUUUUUUCUUUUCUUUUGCGGGUUGUAAGUUCAUUUCCCAAAUACCACAAAAGAACAAACUUACCAAGAGAUAGCCGUAGGACAAUCAAGUGAAGCAACCAUUGACAACAAUGCAACAACAUCAUAGAGAUGUGCAUGAAGCUCAGAAACUUCUUCCAGAAUAUGAUUUCACAGUCAAUCUUUCCACCAUAUCUUUUAAAAAAUAUGGAUUUUAUAGUAACUGGAAUUUCUUUAAUCUAUCUUCCUAUUAGACAAAAACAGUUGCAAAACACAGAACAUCUCUGGCAACUGUAAGAAGGAAGAUUCUGGUGCCCAUACAUAUUAAUGUGCCUCCCCCCCAAAAAAACCUCACAUCAAUGCAGGUGGAAUAUCUGAAUACUCAACAUCUAAGGAUUUCAAUUUAUAUGCCAUUAAAUUAAUUCUGAAUCAUGGCAACUCUUUUCAGGGUUUCCUAGGUAGACAGUACUCAGAAGUGUUUU